Molecule: messenger RNA, 2868 nt
Organism: Drosophila miranda
Lineage: Eukaryota; Metazoa; Arthropoda; Insecta; Diptera; Drosophilidae
Gene: pain
Product: transient receptor potential cation channel protein painless
Exons: 3
Coding region: 1-2790 (929 amino acids)
Biological process (GO): monoatomic ion transport; transmembrane transport
Cellular component (GO): membrane
Molecular function (GO): monoatomic ion channel activity; protein binding
Source: RefSeq, a predicted model, not a curated record
AUGAGCUCUAACAACUGCGGUUUCAUUGAUCCGCAGGGCCAGUUAAGCGCAGCCCUCGCUAAUCGGGACAUACGGGAAUUCCACACUGCCCUGGACAGCGGUGCCCAGGCCAAUCGCCAGGACGAUCGACACACCACCCUCUACGAGAAGGCGUUGUCCACACCAGGAUGCGCCCAGUUCAUUGAGGCCUGCCUGUCCCACGGCUGCAAUGUGAACUAUAUAAAUCAAAAGCUAAAUAAGGCCGCCAUUAGCUAUGCCGCAGACUCACGGGAGCCAUCGAAUCUGGCCGUGCUACUGCGUCAUGGUGGUGUCCAGGUGGAUCGGAAAUACAGCCAGUUGACGCCUCUCAACUCGCUGGCCAAGAACCUCACAGCGGAGAAUGCCUCUCAGGUGGGCUCCUGCAUUCAGCUGCUGCUCGAGUACGGAGCCUCUCCGAAUUUGGUGGAUCAGGGCGAGUUCACGCCCCUCCACCAUGUGCUGAAGAAUAGAAAGAUUGAGGCAGGCACUAAGCUGGAGCUGAUCCGACUUUUCCUGAAACAACCACAGUUGGACAUUGACAGCUAUCGGAACGGGCAGGUACGCCAGAUGCUGAGGGAUCAGUAUCCGGAACUGCCGUUGCCGGAGCUGCGCGAGGCCGGAGCAGAGAUCGACUGCGAGCGACUCCUCCGAACGCUGCGGGACGGAGACGAGAACCAGUUCGAGCAACAGUUCGCGGAGUACCACCAGAACGUCAGCGGAAACGCAGACAACCAAUGCAAUGCCAACCAGGAGGAGUAUCAGUCCCUGCUGGCGGAGAGUAUCAAGCGGGGCAAGCAGCGAGCGUUUGAGGCCAUCCUCGAGACGGGCAUCAACAUUAAUCCUUCAAAAUUGAGCGACAUCAGCCCCGUGGAGUUGGCCGUAAUCUGGGGCAACCACAGGGCGCUAGAGAAGCUGUUGAAGCAUCCGCAGCUGAGGCUGACAUCGCAUUCCAAGCUGCUGAACGCGGUUAUCAGUCGCCUGGGUGAGCAGCCGCUGGACGACUUCUGUGACCACCAGCGCUGCUUCCAGCUGCUGCUCGAGAGCGAUCGUGUAGACAUCAAUGAGGCGGACAAGGCUGGCCUGGUGCCACUCUCCUAUGCGGUCAAGUAUCGCAACACAAAGGUGGCACAGGAGCUUCUACGGCAGGGAGCGUACAUCGGGGCGAGAAGCGCGUUCGGAGAUCUUCCCAUACAGGAGAUGGACCCGAAAGUGCUGGAGGAGCACUUCGAUUCCUGCAUCACCACCAACGGGGAGAAGCCCGGUGACCAGAGUUUCGAGAUCAUCAUCAACUACAAGAAUCUGAUGAGACGCCAGCGAGAGCCCGGGCAGUCGGACAAGCGGAGCAUUGGCCAUCCUCACCAAUUGGAGGACGAGAUGACUCCAAUCGCAUACAUCGCCGAUUCCAAGGAGCUGCGUUACCUGCUGCAGCACCCGCUAAUCUCGAGUUUCCUCUUCCUCAAGUGGCACCGCCUCUCGGUGAUCUUCUAUCUGAACUUUCUACUUUACUCUCUCUUCACUGCCUCCAUUAUCACGCAUACGCUCCUUAAGUUUCACGAAAGCGACCACACGGGCCUGACUGCCCUCUUCGGCCUGUUCUCUUGGAUAGGGAUUGUGUAUCUCAUCAUCCGAGAGGUCAUACAGCUUGCCAUGUCGCCGCUGCUGUACUUCAGGUCGGUCACGAACCUGAUGGAGGUGGCUCUCAUUGUCUUGUCGAUCCUAACCUGCAUGGAAGCCAGCUACGACAAGGAGACGCAGCGCAUACUGGCCGUCUUCACCAUUCUGCUGGUGUCCGUGGAGUUCUGCCUGCUGGUUGGCUCCCUGCCAGUGCUCUCAAUUUCGACGCACAUGCUUAUGCUGCGCGCCGUCUCCAGCAGCUUCAUCAAGAGCUUUGCUCUCUACUCGAUCUUUGUGCUUACGUUUAGUCUGUGCUUCUACAUACUGUUUGGCAAGCCCCAGGUGGAUUCCUCCUCUCCGAAGGACAGCACGCCAGAGCCAGCAAAGGAGGGAGAAGAUGAUGGUCACUUCAACACCUUCUCCGUGCCCAUCGAGGCGCUCAUCAAGACGAUUGUGAUGCUCACGGGAGAAUUUGAUGCCGGUGACAUAAAGUUUGACAGCGUCUACACUUACCUGAUCUUCCUGCUCUUUGUGUUCUUCAUGACCAUUGUGCUGUUCAAUCUCUUGAAUGGUCUGGCUGUCAGCGAUACUCAGGCCAUCAAGGCCCAGGCGGAACUGAACGGCGCCAUUGUCCGCACCAAUCUGCUGACCCGCUACGAGCAAGUUCUCACUGGCCGAGAUGGGAGCAUGGGGGGUUGUGGGGUUCUCAUUGUGGGGAGCGAACCCUUCCGCAGCAUUUGCCAGCGAUUGAUGAACAUCUACCCCAACUACCUGACUCUGCGCCAGAUCUCAGUGCUGCCCAACGACGGUAACAAGGUGCUGAUACCCAUGAGCGAUGGCUUCGAGCUGCAGCCCCUGAAUGGCAAGAGCCCGGCCAGCUUCCAGCAACUGCCCACGAGCUCCACGCAGCUUGAUCCACCGGUGAAGCUGCUGCCCUGCUGCUGCUCCGUGAUGAACGGCAAGUGCGCCCAGAUCGAUGGCCGGACCGUGAAGCUAGCUCUGGCCCUCAUCGAUCAAAAGUCCAAUACUGAGCAGAGGCGCCAGCGAGAUCAGAUAAGCGAUCGUCGACUGCAGAUCAUCGAGCAUAAGUUGGAGAAUCUGCAGUUUAUCGAACAGAAACUGGACCAUCUGCUGCAAGUGCUGCAGGAGCGCACUUGACCAGGGACGCAGGAUGGCUCUAAGCUAUAGUAUUUAUUGUACGAGUAAUAAUCAACUAGCACUAGCAUUUAACCCGUA